Messenger RNA from Pongo pygmaeus (Bornean orangutan), 546 nucleotides. RefSeq lists its product as uncharacterized. Bases 1 to 546 code for a protein of 181 amino acids. NCBI's taxonomy places the organism in Eukaryota, Metazoa, Chordata, Mammalia, Primates, Hominidae. The transcript has 2 exons. The record is from RefSeq and is a predicted model, not a curated record.
AUGGGAGACAUUUUUAAAAACAAUGGAGUCCUCCAGGGCCGGCUGCGUGCUGUGGCGUGUGCUCCUGACAGCUUUGGACCCAGGCUGCCCUGUCCCCACCACGACCAGGGACUCAGAGAGCUCGCCUGGGGGACCCGGCCCCACAGUCACCGCGUCCGUCAUCAGCCUGAAACGCCAUCAGCCCGUGAAUGCUGCCCCAUCGUCUGCAUGGCAGCCAAGGAGGUCUCUGCUCCUAAAGCACCUGGGAACCCUUGGAUGGUCCCAGGUGAUGUGGCGAUGGGUGGGCACUGCAUGGGGGCCUUGGCCAAGCUUGGACACCCCAGUCCCCAGACUGGCCAUUGCCGUGGAGGCAGCACGAGGGUGACAUGGAGCUCGGUGUCCUGCUGCAGGGGAUGCCUCGCGACUGUACGUGUCAUGAUAGCCAGGGGCCCCUCCACAUGUCACUUCGCCAAAGGACGCAGCCCGGCCCGGGGCUCUCUAUCCCAGGCCCGAGGACCUGCGGGGACAAGGCCCCCUCAGCACAGAUGCAGCUCUCAUGAGGCCUGA